Messenger RNA from Maniola jurtina (meadow brown), 2013 nucleotides. Its product is annotated as luciferin 4-monooxygenase-like. Gene Ontology annotation, biological process: long-chain fatty acid metabolic process; fatty-acyl-CoA biosynthetic process. The transcript has 12 exons. Bases 289 to 1941 code for a protein of 550 amino acids. Lineage: Eukaryota; Metazoa; Arthropoda; Insecta; Lepidoptera; Nymphalidae. The record is from RefSeq and is a predicted model, not a curated record. Gene Ontology annotation, molecular function: long-chain fatty acid-CoA ligase activity.
CAGUAUUAUUAAUGUUCAUAGCAUAAUCAGCACGAGAUAUUUUUCGACCUUGUGUGUGCAAACUAUUAAUUUGCUCAGUCUUACAGAGUAAUUCAACAUAGUAUAUAGCGCAACAUAACUGAUAUAUUACCAUAAAAGAAGUGCCUACCAUUUUUGUGAAGAUUACCUAUCCAUAUAAAGGUACAAGUAUUUUACAGCUGUUGUUUAAUAGGAUACCUACCCGUUGUUCUUACGGUCCUGUGUUUGUAAGUAGUUUCAGGAAGACUUCAAAAAUAAAUUCCAGGAAAAAUGACACGCUGGCACCACAGAUCAGAUGCUGUACACUGGUACAUGAGCGAGAUAUCUUCGAGGGUGGUCGCUGAGUCAGGUAUACCAGGCGAUAGGUAUCAUCUUGGCAAGCUGACUCUACGGGGAUUCAAAGACGCUCCAGACUUCAUUCUACAAAUUGAUGGAGCUACGGGCGAAACAGAAAACUUUGCAUCAGCGUUAAAAAGAUCCGUACAAUGUGCCAAUGCGUUCAGAAAACUUGGAUUUCGACAAGACGAUGUGGUACUCUUAAUGGCACCAAAUCAUAUCCAUCUAACAAUACCGAUGUACGCGGCUUUUUAUCUGGGAAUGAGCGUCGCGGGAAUUGAUAUGACUUUGGGAGUGAAUGAACUCAGAGACACUUUUAAAUUCAACGCACCAAAAGUGAUAUUUUGUCAGAACGAUAAAGUAAAGGAUGUCGUAGCAGCAUUACAAGGACUAGACUUCAAGCCUAAAAUAGUAACAUUCGAUAAUUCAAAUGAGUUUAUCAGUUUUCCGGAACUGUUGGAAAAGUAUGGCAGCGAAACAUCUGUUGAAAAUUUCAAAGCUGCAGACUUUGAUAGCAGUAACACAAUAGCGUUAUUAAUAGCAACCAGUGGUUCAACCGGAUUACCGAAAUCAGCAGCUGUCACUCACAAGAACCUCGUGGUCUCGAUUCCUUACAUGUGGCAUACUUAUGACAAGUUUCCGACGCCAACACGCUUGCCAGUCGUCCUUUCACCAAUCCAGUGGUACUCAGCGUUGUUCAAGUUUGUGUUUUCGCCCAUACUAAGACACACAAGACUUCAAUCCUCACAGCCAACGACGCAAGAGCACGCUUACUAUCUAAUUAACAAAUAUAAACCAACAUUCAUGAUGACGAGUCCAAAUACAUUGACUACCCUUUUCAAAGUCGGUGACCGGGACAAAUGUGACUUGACUAGUUUUGAGCAAAUCCUUCCAGGCGGAAGUGCUGUCCAUCCUAAUCUUCUCAAGGAAGUGAAGAAAGUUAGUCCCAAUACAGAAGUAUUAGUGAUAUAUGGUAUGAGUGAGAUCAGUGGAAUUGCCAUGGUGUUUGACGGAUGUCUGCCUGAUUCACUUGGCAGACCUAUAACAAGUGUCAACGUAAAACUGGUCAACCCUAAAACACUUGAAGAUGUGACAGAGCCAAAUGUAAAUGGGGAAUUAUGGAUCAAGGGACCUGGAGUGUUCAAGGGAUACUACAACAAUCCAGAAAUAACAGCGCAAGUUUUAAUGGAAGACGGUUGGUUUAGAACAGGAGAUAUUAUGUACAGAGACAAAGCUGAUAACUACUAUUUCGUCGACCGGAUAAAGUUAUUGCUCAAAUAUAGAAAUCAUCAGAUAUCACCAUUAGAAAUUGAGAGUGUGAUAAUGAAACAUUCUGGAGUGUAUGAAGUAGCAGUCACGGGGAUCCCCCAUGAAGAGCAUGGGGAUUUACCCGUUGCCUUCAUUAUCCCGCACGAGGGCUCCAAGAUUACUGCACAAGAGAUCAAGGAUUUGGUCAAAGAAUCUUUGACUGAUUCGAAGCAACUCAGAGGUGGUGUAGUAUUUGUAAAGGAGUUACCGAUGACAUCCACUUCCAAGAUUGACCGGCCAAAACUAGCAAAGCUGGCCCAGUCUAUGAAACGCGAAUAAAACUAAUAAAAGAAACCCAAACUGAUCAUUAGUUAAUUUACCUUUUAGAAUAAAAAUACAUUAAUUAGUAUA